Messenger RNA from Vitrella brassicaformis, 2720 nucleotides. Lineage: Eukaryota; Vitrellaceae. The record is from the annotation of a GenBank genome assembly.
AUGACCGAGAACACUGUUUGUCCUCUCUCACCCGUGCGGGGGACUGUGAGGGUCCUUCAAGAAGAUGGCGAUGAACCAUGCAGUGAUGUGUCUGAUGUGCGCAGCAACUGGUCCCACCCCGGCCUUCGAACCAAUCUGGUAGACGAACAGAACGACAAUGAGGACAAGGGAGCAGCUGAUGGCGGUCACGUUAUGACCAACGCACAAGUGCGGGGGACUGCGAGACUCUUUCAAGUGGAUGGCGAUGAACCAUGCGAUGUGAGCAGCAGCUCGUCCCUGCCCAGCCUUGGAAACAAUCCGCUGGACGAACGACAGAAUAGCAACGAGGAUAAGGGGGCAGCUGAUGGCGACCACAUCAACAUCACAGCGUACCAGCACGGGGACGAAAGACGACGGGCGUCACUCAACUCAACCACAACCACCGCAACGGCAGGGCAGACAAACAUCGCAGUCAACGACAGCAACAAGGCGGCCGGGAAGCAAGAGGAGGGCCGUGUGUUGCCUGGCGAGGAGCGAGCGAUGGAUGCAUUAGUUCGCGAGUUCCGUGAGGCGGCUGGCUAUGAUGCUGCUUACGAGGAAUUCGACACGACGCUCGUGUACAGGACGGUGGCGGACCCCGACGGCAGAACACGAGAGGUGCUCGUGGGUGCACACUUUGCCCCCGAACCUCUGAGGAUCACCGUCAGACGAGUUAUGAAAGUCAUCAUGCGGCAGCUGGGGAUGGCUCUUGGCAUCGCGGCGCUUCUCGUUCUUUACACACUCGCUCUUCGGCAAUUCGCAUGCCGAUCACUUUUCGACCUGGGUCCCGCUUUCGACGUCAUCCGUCGUAUUGUGGCAUGCCCGGUAAUCCUGUUCUACCUGCAUAUUACUGAGGGAGUGGAUCUACGGAUGAUGCUCUCCAGGCUGAAGGAAUGCCGGCUCAUCUUCGCCGUUCUGAUGAUGGUGUCCAUCCUGAUUGCUGUCGCCCACCAAGCGCACGGGAAGGGAACUUGGAGGAGACGCAUUAUCACACCAAUGUGGUGGAGCUGUAUGAUCAUUUGCCCCUACCUCUACUUCCGCCAGGUGGCUGGAUCCCAGGUGGCUGGAUCCAUAGGCAUCAAGCACAAGCAGGAAUAUGCACUGAAAGGCACCAUUGUCUUUGCGCUGAGCUUCACUUCGACCACGCUCCUAGAGACGAUCUUCUUCCCCCUUGCAGCCGCUGCACAUACCGAUAAGAGACAACUUCAUAUAGCGGUCUCAUUUGUCUUAAUGUUCUUGCCGGUUGUAUCACUGGUGAACAAGCUUAUCAGAUCAAUUAAGGUACAUAUAUAGCGAAGCCAGCCCAAUAAUUCCGAUAUGUACACGUGCUUGUUCUCUCACACAGGAGGGCCCCCCAACCUUGAAUUCUCACAUGAUAGUUGGGCCUGCGGUAAUAUACGUGGUGGCACCAAAAUGCCUCCAAGCAGACAUGGCGGGCUUAGAUAGCAAGCUCAUAUACUCUAUCUUGAUUGCCCUGUAAGCUGGCUAUAGACGAAAACAUGAAUGAGACAUAUUACUAUUCAUCGCUGUCCGCCUUCAGCCUGGAUCUCAUCACGGAUAUACUACUUCCAUACUGUGCGUCAGCCAUGUAGUAGUGGCAUGUACAUAUGAAUGGACUUCUUGGAUGCUUCUCUUUAUAGCUGUCUAUCCUCUCUUGGAUGAAUGCAGACAUAUUGCUCUACGUUUUCGCAAGAAGGUUCUUCAUGAGCGGCCACUGCAACAGACCCAAACCCACUGCACAGCAGACAGCACAGGCAGGGACACCACAGGCGACGGACCCUCCUCCCUUUACUGACAUCGCGACCGCUGCAGUUGACAAUGCGAUAAGCGAUCGACCACUUAGACACAAAGACAACAACGCUUCAAGACUCCAGCACAGCGGGACGACGAGCAGUCACCUGAGGCGGCAGACCACAUUAAUGACAGCAGCCCUUUCCUUCAUUAGCACGGAGCCAGCGACUGUCAACGUGCAGUCAGCUUUGGCGUCUCUGGAAGUCUCAGCUCGCUACCUCCGCACCCUGUCAGACCAAAUCAGGCUGUACUCUCUCAUCGAAGUCACCGGGCUGCUCUACACCAACCUGACUUUGUUAAUUACUAACCAAAUAAUGGGCACCGCGUCAUCUCUCGCUUUUGUGCAAGGAAUUGGGGGCCUGUUCGUGCUGGUCAGCAUCGAAUGCGCUUUCGAAGCGGUUCUCUUUCUCGUGAUGGUCCGAUGGAACAACAUCCCUCUGCUGUCAUCCAGUUACGAGAAAGGCGUCACAUGGUGCGGAUUUUUUACGUGCUUAUGGAUGAUGACCCGCGGGUAAGCUGCGAUCGAGACACACACUAUUAUAUGCUGCAAGAAUGGACCCUUGUCUGCCUUUCCUGUCUGUCUGUCUGUCUGUAUGUCUGUUCAGUGUGUCGCUUAUGAUUCCGUAUCUUGAAGUCUUUGUACUUCGUGGGGCGGAUGCUGACAAGUGGGGCGAGCUUCAGCCUGAAGAUGUGUGCCCAUAUUUCUCGUUUAUUUUCUAAGGAGACACCGGCACCGUUCAUUCGUUUGCUUACUCGGUGGUGUACAGGUGAUUGGCCUUCUCUAGGCCGUCUACCUAUAGUAUGGGGACACACGAUGCGUGCUUGCUUCAUUACUCGGUCAAAUCAACCCCAAAUCACCUCCAUCCGCCCCCUGCUCAUCCGGUUCAUCAAAAACCCUACGUUGGACGCAC